Molecule: messenger RNA, 1554 nt
Organism: Aureobasidium melanogenum CBS 110374
Lineage: Eukaryota; Fungi; Ascomycota; Dothideomycetes; Dothideales; Saccotheciaceae
Product: MFS general substrate transporter
Exons: 2
Coding region: 1-1554 (517 amino acids)
Biological process (GO): transmembrane transport
Molecular function (GO): transmembrane transporter activity
Source: RefSeq, a predicted model, not a curated record
AUGUCUAGAUCGCACAGCAGAAUCCAAUCCACUGGUCCUGUCUCCGGAUUUGUACGGUAUGAUGAGAAAAGAGCUUGGGUCGUAGAGGAAGAAUUUGAGCCUUCAAGAAAAGGCAGCUCACGCCAAAGAACAUUGGUGUACCUGCUUCUUCUUUCCGAGGCAAUCAUGGCGGCAUCUCUCUCAGCACAAAUACCAUUACUUCUGGAUGCUUCAUCGUCUGCUUGUUCGGAUUACAGCUCUGCGUAUAUCAGGAGUCUUCUGGAGUGCGCAUAUUUCUUUGGAAGCACAUGCAGUGUCUUCUGGGGCUCAGUAGCAGACAAGGCCGGACGGAAGAUGACAGGUAUGCUUGGUCUGGGUGGCACAUUGGCGUGCUGUCUGUCUAUGGGCUUUGCUACCAACCUUCCCGGCUGGGUCACUCUGCGUUUCCUGUCUGGAUGCAUGGGUUCUGCAGUCUUUACGGCUGCUCUUGCGAUGCUUGCUGACCUCAGUAUGUCAUCUAACAGAGCCUUACAAAAUGUAUCCCGUUUGCCUCUCAUAUCUGUUUGUGGAGGUAUUGGUCCACUUUUACAGUCGAUUGUCAGACAAAUUGGCGAGCAUGCUCCUGUUGGAAUUUGGUCGCAGUGGCCUGCUCUGAACGGUCAGAUUGCGUGUGCUAGCUUGAUUCUUGUCAUCUUCCUGGUCGAAAUUAUUUGCUUGCAUGAGACUCUGGAUCGUCAUGUGGCAGUCAGCUGUAAGAGUGAAGAGACAACUUUGCUUGGACGCACAGUCGACAACAGCGAGGCAUUGUUGUCUGUAUCUGUUGUGGACCUCGACGAACAAUCCUCAAGGAUCUGUAUUGACGACUUUCUGCAAGCGCCCUCUUUCUUAACCCUUUUGGCUUCCUUUUCUAUUCUUUCUUUGCACUCAUCAACAUUUGAGGUGCUACUCCCGCAUCUUGCUGACUCACCUGCCAACGUGGGUGGCAUGGGCCUUCCUUGUGGUCUUUUGAACACGAUUAUCACCAUCGUGAAGAUUGUGGCCGCUAUGGGAGUGUUCUACGCCUUGCCAAGAUUCUCGGCCAAAGUGUCUGCAUUGUCAGCUUACCGCCAGAUCUCUGUCACCUUUCCUGCUAUCUACGUAUUGAUUCCGUUCUUCGCUAUGCUUGCUACCGUAUCCGGAGCACCAGGAACCUCAUGGGCUAUGUUCAGCACAGUGGCCGUAAUCGCCAAAGAACUGGCUGCAGAAUUGGCAAUGGUGCUGGCCAUCUUACUUGCAUUCUCUGCAGCCCCUAACGCAGCGUCCGCUGGCACCAGCAUUGGUCUUCUUGGCCUGUCCAAUCUCUUUAAAGCGCUUGCGGUCGGCGUGAGUGGCUUGAGCUAUUAUCUCUCGAACGCAUACUCCGUAGUCGCUAUCAACGCGACUUUGUGGGCGUUGUUGGCUGCGCUAGCAUUCACUGGAUCGUGUAUCAACUGGAGACUGAGAGAGGCUCCUCUUGUUGGACAGGACAUCCCAGCUGAGUUGUUACGAUGGAACAGUGUAUUUGAUGCCGAGUCGGACUCUGAGACCGGAGUGUAG